AUGUGGGAAAUUACGCCGAUGGAGCUGCUUUAUAGCAGCAUGAUAGCCAGUGUGAUGCUUCUGGGAUGCCUGGUCAGCGCUGUUGAGCCUCAUCUGCCAGCCUUCCUCACGCAGACCUUUCGCUAUGGGAAGCACUCGCUGAAGGCCAGGAGAAACGCCCUAGUUGACCGUCUGGAGAUCCCGAAGUCCUCUUUCAGGCACUUCUACGUCUUCGCUCUCAUCCUGUCCGGAUUCACUUUCUACCUCGUCAUGCGCACUUACGUAGGAGGAAAAUCACCGCCAGACACUCUGCUGGUGCUCCUGGACUUUUUCUGUGGGAAGAAGCGCACGGUGAAAGGAAAUGCCUUGACGACUGUCUUGGCCACCAGUUGUCUCUUGCUUCAGUGCUUGAGACGCUUCUGGGAGACUCACUUCGUGCAGGUCUUCUCCAAAUCAAGCCGCAUCAACGUAGCUCACUAUCUGGUGGGGUAUUUGCAUUAUUUUGGCGCUGUUGUGGCCAUUCUUGCCCACUCGGAGGGAUUCGUGACGCCGGUAAGUGCUCAUCUGGCAUGGGCUCAGCUGAACUGGCGUGUCAUCACUUCUGCAGUGGUGUUCAUCUUUGCUUGGCGGCAGCAAUGGCGCGCAAAUGACUCUUUGGCGCGCCUGCGGAAGAACUCCUCUGGACAAGUGGUGACGGAGAAGCAUUUGAUGCCCGCGGGCGGAUUCUUCGACCUCAUCUCGUCGCCCCACAUGUCCUUCGAGUGCCUCAUGUACGUGGCACUCGUGCCAGCGCUGGCCGGCAACACUGACUGGCUCCUGGUCACCGCCUGGGUAAUCGCGAAUCAGGCUCAAGUGGCGCACUUCACACACAUCUGGUACCGCGAGGCGUUUCCCAACUACCCAAAGUCCCGGAAGGCAUUGAUUCCGGGAGUCUUUUAGCUACACAAACAUUCACACAAAGCAUCCAAGAGGCAUUCAAUAGAAUAGACUGACAACUAGAGUACAAAACAAGAUUGUAUUUUUAUGAGAAAUAAAAAUGUGAGUUA
Molecule: messenger RNA, 1025 nt
Organism: Phlebotomus argentipes
Lineage: Eukaryota; Metazoa; Arthropoda; Insecta; Diptera; Psychodidae
Product: polyprenol reductase-like
Exons: 2
Coding region: 1-918 (305 amino acids)
Biological process (GO): dolichol-linked oligosaccharide biosynthetic process; polyprenol catabolic process
Cellular component (GO): endoplasmic reticulum
Molecular function (GO): 3-oxo-5-alpha-steroid 4-dehydrogenase activity
Source: RefSeq, a predicted model, not a curated record